AUGUCCUUGGUAUCAGCGUUGCAGAUCCCGUACAGGGAAGCCCGGGAUGGAUUCUGGGGGGACCAGACAUCAACCCUGAAUUGGUGCGAAGAGGAUUACAACAUCAGCUUCUACUGCGCCGAGGUCGUCAACACGGUCACCAACUUGGUGUUUAUCUGGCUCGGGGCCAAAGGUCUGCGGAAUGUGCUCGCCUAUGCCCACUCGAGGGUCUUUGUGCUCGCGUUCCUGGGUUACGUCGUAGUUGGCCUGGGGUCCAUGGCCUUCCAUACCACGCUGAAAUAUGAGAUGCAGCUCGCCGAUGAGCUGCCCAUGAUAUACACGGUGUGCAUCAUGGGGUUUGCCACGUUCUCGUACAGGCGGCCGGCAAAGGUGCAGGCCCUGAUUGCGGCGGGGAUGAUUGGGCUGGCUGUUUUCAUCACGGUCUACUACCUCGUUGCCAAAGAUCCAGUCUUCCAUCAAGUUGCCUACGGCAUUCUCACUGCGACAACCAUAUUCCGCGGCUUUUACGUCAUGGAACGACACCUGCGGCCGAAGCUGAGCCAACGAAACCCGGCCGAGUGUGGUCGCUACAUGCGCGGCAUGUAUACACUGUCGCUGACUGGCAUCCUCAUGUUCUUGGCCGGCUUCUUGCUCUGGAACAUGGACAACAUCUACUGCCAUAACCUGACGGCCACUAAGAAGCAGAUCAUGCUUCCGUGGUCGGUGAUACUCGAGGGCCAUGGAUGGUGGCAUAUCCUGACCGGUUUAGGCGCAUAUCACAUGAUUGUUUGGAGGGUGUGGUUGAACCGCUGCUUGGACGGCAGCGAAACGGAGUUUAUGUUGGACUGGGUGCCUUUGCGGUCCGUCCCACAGGUCGUGCCCAGACCCGGCGCCUUUGUGAAUGGGAACGGCCACCAGAAGAUCCAGUAACCCGGUUCUGUUGCCUGUUUUUGAGACUGCCACAACCGGGCUUGGGUACAAUCGGGCAUCAAGGUGGUGAUACCAUACGUUGUGGCAGUGUGAUAGAGGAGUAAAAUCCCGUAGAGAAUAGACUUGGAUAGGUACCUUGUAUAUAAA
This is a messenger RNA of Chaetomium fimeti, 1056 nucleotides long. RefSeq names its product ceramidase. The record is from RefSeq and is a predicted model, not a curated record. The coding region runs from base 1 to 909 and encodes 302 amino acids. Gene Ontology annotation, cellular component: endoplasmic reticulum membrane. Gene Ontology annotation, biological process: ceramide catabolic process; ceramide biosynthetic process. The transcript is spliced from 7 exons. NCBI's taxonomy places the organism in Eukaryota, Fungi, Ascomycota, Sordariomycetes, Sordariales, Chaetomiaceae.